GCUAUUUGGACCCAGAAGUCGUACUCUGAGUUGCUAAAAACACUCGGUGAUACCAGAUUGGCCACUUGCGUGUACUCCUCUCUAAAAGUUUAUCAUUGAUUACGCUUGGGGCACCACCGAGAGAAUGGCUGUCAUGCCCGCCUACAGAUAUGUCCAAAAGCUUUUGAUUGCCGUCAAUUUAUGUGUUCCGGUUAACAACUGCUUUGGUGUUGAGAGACUACAGGCUGGAGAGCGUCCAAUCCUUGAAGCACAGCGAGGAAGAAACCAUCAGGAAAAAAGGUUUCAUGUCCAAGCUCUAGGCUUACACCGAGUAGCACCUGCACUCCUCCUUUACCAAUAUUCUGGCCCAUUCAGCUUCACAUCCUAAAAUUAAGAUGGAAAAAUAACCACGGUAAGCCAUGCCAAAU
Molecule: messenger RNA, 407 nt
Organism: Babjeviella inositovora NRRL Y-12698
Lineage: Eukaryota; Fungi; Ascomycota; Pichiomycetes; Serinales
Exons: 1
Coding region: 125-367 (80 amino acids)
Source: RefSeq, a predicted model, not a curated record